GAUCAUUAAGACCUCCAUCUCAUUAGCCGGGUUCCAUUCCCCCCGUCGAAUCUUUCAGUCUGACACAACCAUAUUAACAUUUCUAGCAUGGCUCUCCAAAUAUUGAAGGAGACCAAAGGAACUAUGGCAGCCAGACAUCGCCUCCCAAGUCCACCUAGUUCUCCAUCACGUCGCGCUACCUCUUCUACUACGUCUGGCAUUGCGUUCAGGUCGAAGCUACUUGCUGCACUGGAUGCAGAAAUGGAGGCCCUUAGACUUGAAUCUGCAACCCUAAUGGGACUUUCCAGAACGAAGACAGCCACGAACGAAGGGAAGAAACUGGACACACUUGUUCCAAAGACUUCGCAGCGAUCGAUUGCUCAACCAUCUAUACCAACAGGGUUCAUCCUUUCUUUCUUAAAGAUAAGCCCACGAGCAUUGCCGCUUCCACUACCUCGGCGCCGGAAAUGAAACCGUGGAGUGGCGAGAAGACAAAGACGAAAACGUCUUCCCUUCAAGAGAUUGCCUCUUUAACCGCCAUAACUACUAUUGACUUGACAGUUAUGGGUGAUGAAGUUCUCGACGAAACGCCGAGCCCGAGCGUCGAGAAGCCGCUUUAUAACUACAAGGACUUUUCUCCCGAACCCACAAUAGUGUAUACAUGUCACGAAGAAGAAGCAAAUGACCUUGUACAGUCACUACAAGGACCCCUUGGAUUCGACUUGGAAUGGCGGGUUAUCUUUCGUAAAAAUGCUGCAUACCGAGAACGACGCACAGCGUUAGUGCAGCUAUGUGAUACAAGAAUGAUCCUACUCAUACACGUGAGCUCAAUGAAAAAAUUUCCUCAGAAAGUGAAGGAGAUCAUAGAAUCCCCUGAAAUAGUAAAGACAGGGGCGAAUAUUCGAAACGAUGGACAAAAGCUCUUCCGAGAUUUUGGUGUCCUUGCAGAGAAUCUUGCCGAACUAGGGGGUCUAGCUCAGCAAGCGGACUCAAACUUCAAGACAAUACACAAACGUUCAAUUGUCAGCCUAGCAAAGAUGGUCAACAUGUAUGCAGACAGAACUAUGGACAAGGGUCCUGUCCGAAUCGGCAACUGGGAAGCGGCUCCGUUGUCGGAUACUCAAAAGCAUUAUGCAGCAAAUGAUGCACACUCCGGACUAAUGGUUUAUAAACGACUGAUAGACCUUGCAGAGCGGAACAAAGUCAUCCUUAUACCCUCUAAAUAUACCUCCAACCUCAGGCAGGACUAUGCAUCUGGCAAACUCACGGCUGCCAUGACUAAGACCUGUAUCUCUCAGUCGAUCAGUUUGAGUCAAGCAACGUUCACAGCUCCUACGCCCUACACAACACCAACCAGUUCACAAGUGUCGACACUCGCCACUCAGAUCACUCAAUGGCGAUCGAAGACUGAGGUCCAACCAGGAGAUCCGCCUCGCUUACAACACGUCCGCGCGUAUAAUCUUUGGUACAAAGAGAAUAUGUCUCUACAGGUGAUAUGCGCCAAGUUGAGGAGUCCAGAUAACCCCCUCGCAGAAAGUACUGUUAUUUCAUACGUCGUCCGAGCAAUUCAAGCAAACCCCUCGUUACCAUUCGACAUGGUCCGUUUGAAAGCUUUCGUACAACUUGAAGCUGGUUCAUGGACGAGACAUAGAGAAUGGCUACUGGAGAUGGACUCGUUAUUGGCUGACGGUUAAUAAAUGCUUGGUUCAAAAGUGGUCUGCAUUGACUUUGUAUUUUUUAUUUACUAAUUAUCUUGUACGUCGUCGCUUGGCUUGACAAUGUAGGAAUAUGUCCAAAUUCUGAACCCGUCACCGAAGGAGAAACAGGAGGAUGGCGCUCGGGAAAACAGCGGUGACAACCCAGUUUCUCACUGCAUAUAUCCGCUACGUGAAGCCGCUCACACCCGACGAGAAUUUUUCGAACACAUCCAGAGGGAAUACGUUGGCUAGGGCCUGAUAUCCUGCCACAUUCAGAUGUAGAAAGUCCCCUGAGUUGAAUUGGGGGUUCAACCGCGUGCCAUUGUUUGGAUCUUUGGCUGCCGCAUCGAAAUCCACAACCGCAUCAUAAAUCCCCGUGCUGACACUAUCCCUGAUCCAAGUAUUGAUUCUCUGUCUCGUCCUUUCGCGAUUGGGGUCAGAAUAUGGCUGUAUAGCAGCGCUCGGGGCCCCAAACGGCGUUAUUGUGGCAAUGAAGAUUGGAAUGCCGAAAGCGUGCACGCGAGUCGCGAUUUGCUGGAAAGCGUUAACCAACCGGUCAUAAAGUGCAUCUUGUACGGAAGCAGUAGUGGCUGCGGUACCGAUAUCGUUAACACCCUCGAAAAUCAUCGCGAACUUGACGCCAGACUGAGCGAGGACAUCACGGUCAAUGCGACCUUGAGCAUUAGGUCCCAGACCGUCAGCAAGGAUACGGUUACCGCCGGCCGCUUGAUUAACCACAGCGAUGGACUUUGUGGGCGUAUUUGCUUGCAUACGAGC
Messenger RNA from Somion occarium, 2453 nucleotides. Lineage: Eukaryota; Fungi; Basidiomycota; Agaricomycetes; Polyporales; Cerrenaceae. The record is from the annotation of a GenBank genome assembly.